Molecule: messenger RNA, 1138 nt
Organism: Branchiostoma belcheri (Belcher's lancelet)
Lineage: Eukaryota; Metazoa; Chordata; Leptocardii; Amphioxiformes; Branchiostomatidae
Product: glutamate receptor 2-like
Exons: 8
Biological process (GO): synaptic transmission, glutamatergic; modulation of chemical synaptic transmission
Cellular component (GO): AMPA glutamate receptor complex; postsynaptic membrane; dendritic spine
Molecular function (GO): transmitter-gated monoatomic ion channel activity involved in regulation of postsynaptic membrane potential; AMPA glutamate receptor activity
Source: RefSeq, a predicted model, not a curated record
AUGACUCGUGAAGUAAAAGCUAGCAGUCCUGUGGGCUCCGGACUGUUCUUACCCCACAUCGCCCCCGAGGCGUACGACCCAACCCUGCAGAACGCCCAGCAGUACCCGCAGCUGGUCCGCAUCUCCUGGCCAAACAGUGUUUUCAGCAAGACGCUUGUCGACCUGCUAGAGCAUUUCAGUUGGGACCAAAUGAGCGUCUUAGUCUCUGACGAUGACUUCGGCACGUAUGGCUUGUUGGAUUUCCAGCUCCUAGCAGGUCAGAUGGGAUGGCGCAUUCACACCAUACAGUCGUUCGACCCAGCAGAAAAUGUCGCAGACACUGAAGUUCGCACACAGCUGGAAGUCAUCCAAAACACAGGAGCCCGUGUUAUUAUCCUUCACUGUCUGGCAUCUUACGCGGCGGAAGUCUUACGACAAGCCAGCUCCAUGGACAUGACAGGAGAAGGUUGGGCCUGGGUAGUCAGCGACGGGAUAACUGGAUUUCAUCUUUUUGAUACUGACAAUGGGACAGCCAUCGUACCAGAUUACCUUCGAGGUCUGCUGGGGCCGAUUCCUCCUGCUACUAACGGUGCCCGCAGUGCGGAGUUCAUGGCGAAGUGGAAAGCGGCGGACCCCGCGGUGUACCCCGGGGCAGGAGGUGCAGAUAUCGGGCCGUACACGGCGAGAUGGGCAGAUGCGGUCCUGGCUCUCGCACAAGCCUUACGGAACCUCCAGACAGACGGCGUCACGGUGACUCCUCAGCCUCUGGACUGUGCCUGUGAUGGCGGGGAGUCACAGCCAUGGGCAGACGGGCCAACGAUGCUGCAGUAUCUAAAAGAGGCAGGUGUGGAGACAGACGGAGUGACCGGUUAUAUCCGCUUUGACUCGACGGCGGCCCGAUUGGACGCGGAGUAUAAUAUCGUUAAUUUGAAAAGCGAUGGCUGGCAUGAGGUCGGUAGUUGGAACCUGUCCACUGGGCUGAACAUCCACUCCGAUGCAGAUAUAAGAUUCGCGGGUGGGGCGACUGAAGUCGCUCCGUAUGUGUCCGACUUAAAGAACAAAACCCUGCGAGUUGUAACCAUCGCAGCGGACGGCUUUGUGAUGAUUUCAAACACCGAUGAAAACGGGAAGAACGUAACGGGAAACGACAGAUUCACGG